Molecule: messenger RNA, 3378 nt
Organism: Anastrepha ludens (Mexican fruit fly)
Lineage: Eukaryota; Metazoa; Arthropoda; Insecta; Diptera; Tephritidae
Gene: PolI
Product: DNA polymerase iota
Exons: 4
Coding region: 706-3129 (807 amino acids)
Biological process (GO): translesion synthesis
Molecular function (GO): damaged DNA binding; DNA-directed DNA polymerase activity
Source: RefSeq, a predicted model, not a curated record
AAAAUAAGUAUUAUGAGGGGGUGAUGUGCUGUAUAGUUUGCGGCCAAAGCCCAUUACUCAUUUUCGUUGUUUACUCUUUUGCCAAUUCGUAUGUGUACUAUAUAUGAGUGUGUGUACAUAUAAUGUAUUUUUCAUCUGAAAUGAGGAAAUCUUGCGAAAAUGUGGAAAGUUGAUGAGCGCCAAAUGAAUAAAGAAGUAAGAAGAAGUGAAAAAAAACAUUGAAUAGCGCAGAAAUAAAAGAAUAAAUAACUGUUGCUAUUUUGUUUUGAUCGUGGUUUGCGAGGGAAAUUGUGAUGCAAGAAAAAAGAAAACAAAUGAAAUUAACAAUUUGAAAAUUUUGGGGUCUAACAAAACUUUUUUUCAUACGAAAGAAAACACAAUACAUAUGGGCGAACAUUAUAACUACAAAGACUAAGGUUCUAAGCCUAUUGUAUACAACGAUUGCAAUUCUGACGUGAGAAAAGUAUCGGUUGCUUGGAAACGGGGUUAAACUGAAACCUAAAUCUUUACGAUCUAUGUAAAUAAUUUAAAAAAAAAUGGACUUAUUAAAAAAAGACUGGAAAUGUAACAUUUACGCACCGAAAGGUCUUAAAAGCCGUUAAUUCAUAAAUAAAGAAUUUAAAGCCCUACUCUCCCUCGAAGGCCAUUGUAAAUGUCAAAAUAGAGUUUACAGUGAGCGCGAGGCAAAAGGCUUCAUCAAAAAACAUGGAUUUUUCGAAUGCUAUCAAUCGCAAUGAGCCGCAUCAGCGCACUAUCAUUCACCUAGAUAUGGAUUGUUUCUAUGCUCAAGUUGAAGAGAUCCGAGAUCCCACACUGCGUACUUGUCCACUUGGUAUACAGCAAAAAAAUUGUUUGGUCACUUGUAAUUAUGUGGCUCGUCAGUUUGGUAUCAAAAAAUUGAUGGCUGUUGACGUGGCAAAGCGUCUCUGUCCAAAACUCACUUUGGUCAAUGGUGAAGAUCUGACUCCCUAUCGCCAAAUGUCUCAGCGUAUAUUUGAUGCACUCUUGGCUUUUACACCAUUGGUGGAGAAAUUGGGCUUCGAUGAAAACUAUUUAGAUAUAUCGGAGCAAGUGAGUAGUCGUAUUGAAAAGAAUCAAUAUCAACGUAUGGAAGGAUCGCCGUCUUCAUCUACUACAUUCCCGGCCGUCGAAGGUCAUAUCUAUCCCGAAAACGCUGAUUUUUCGUCAAGCUGUGACUGUGGUUGUGCCCGGCGUUUAGCUGUUGGCACGCAAAUUGCUAAAGAAAUUCGGUUGGCUUUGCAAGAACAACUACAUAUAACAUGUUGUGCUGGAAUAUCAUACAAUAAAUUAUUAGCAAAAUUAGUUGGUUCUCAACAUAAACCCAAUCAACAGACUGUCUUGUGUACUAACUAUGCGGAACAAUUUAUGCGACAUUUGAACGGUUUGGAUAGAGUUACUGGCAUCGGUCAAAAAACUGAAUCUUUGCUACUGGAAAGUGGUAUUGCUAAUGUUACCGAAUUGCAAAAUUGUAAUAUGAAUUCGCUGCGCAAGAAAUUCGGCUUUGAAACGGCCACAAAAUUGAAAGAUUUGGCCUUUGGAAGGGAUGUGAGCUCGGUGCGUCCGUCAGGAAAACCUAAAACUAUCGGACUUGAAGAUUCUUGCCGUCCAAUAUCGGUGCGCACCGAUGUUGAAGAUCGUUUCCGUUUAUUGCUAAUGCGUUUAGUGGAACAGGUUGCGGAGGACGGUCGCAUACCCGUCGCAAUCAAAGUGAUUUUACGCAAGUUUGAUCCUCAGAAGAAAACAAGUCAUCGGGAAACUAAGCAAGUAAAUAUAUUACCUUCGCUUUUCAAAUCACUGCCAUGCACGGAGUCUAGUGGCCCUAAGGUCAUACUUGCUGAAGGCGCUCAAGAAAAAUUGUUGAAAAUCAUAUUGCGCCUGUUUGAACGCGUCGUUGACCUUACCAAACCGUUUAAUAUUACUCUUAUUGGUCUGGCUUUUUCAAAAUUCCAACAACGCAAGCUCGGUUCAUCGUCCAUUGCAAACUUUUUAAUAAAAAAAACUGAUCUAGAAGUACAGUCUAUUACAUCGUUGACAAACACAGAUAUGCCUACAUCGUCUGAAAGUCCAACAGCUUCAAUUUCGUCGACGAAUAGUGACGAUGCCUUUCGUUCAUCGCCUACUACAUUUCAGCCGAGCGAUCAGUUUUACCGUCGGCGUGCAACUGCCGCUUCGCCCAUACCAAUGUUGAUUGACAACGGUUCUGAUACUGCGGCCACCAAUUCGGACUUUUCCGAUUUUUCCGAGACCGAAAUCGAACCUUCUCCCAAAAAGAGUCGCAUUGGACGCCUAUUAAUGGCAAAACGCCGUUGUCUUGGCAGUUCAGCCGUUUGCAGCUCAAACGAUGCCGCCGAUGUUGCAUCACCAAGUAAGCUGCGUGUUUGCGAUCUGCGCUUGAAUUCACGUGACAGCGAGAAAGAUUUCAUCACCAAUCCGACCAGCGUUUCAACAAGUGCUAACAAUUCUACAGUCACCACUUCAACAUCCCCAGCUCCAAUAACGUCAUUCACACCCCUGCAACGUUUUCGUACAAUACAACCUCCCUCCACGUUACUAAUGAAAAUUAACCGCGGAACAAUAGGAAAUCGUUCUUGUACAACGCAACGUCAAAUCUCAUCGACACCUUCGCCAACCACUUCAUCACCAUUACCGUCGCCUAUGGAUGAGACGGGCAGCGCCGCUAGCACACCGAUAUCUGGCGACAUUUCAGAACCACAUUCAGUCGAUAUUGUGCCGUCCAGUGAUCUGCUAAUGGAGACUUUUCCCGAAGUAUCAACGACACCCGAAGUGGUAUCCACCACAACCACCACUACUAUCAUUGGAAAUCUAUCGAAUAUUCCGUGUCCGGCCGGUGUGGAUACGGCAGUUUUCAAUGAGUUGCCAUUGGAUGUUCAAAAUGAAUUAAUUGCAUCUUGGCGCAGUUCACUAGCGGCUGCCGCAGUUGCUGUCGCCAAUGGCAAUAUUAAACCAACCAACAGUGCUGUUUCACCUGGUGCAACACAUUCCAGUCAGUCGGCUAGCGCGGUUGCAGCUAAAGCUGGUGGCGUGCCCCCAACUGCCAAUGGUGCACAAAAAAAUACUUUAUACCGGUAUUUCCUGCGAAACAAGUGAUACCUCUUUUAAGGCUGUUAUUCGACAGUGGAAAGCAUUUAAUUAACUUUGAGAUUGGCAAAAUACGUACAUACAUGUGUGCGUAUGCGGAAGGACAAGAACUUGAGUAACCUUCAUUUGCCCAUGGUUUUCAAGUUGUGCUAUAACUUUUUAAAAUUCUUUACGUCAUCCGUUGAUUAGCUGACCAAACAUUUGUUACAUUGAAAACUUUGAAAACGAAAAUUGUGUUUUUAUUAAUAAAAAAAUAAA